CCGCGCGCAUCCACUUCGCUCACCAACUCCACUUUCGAGUUAUCCAUCAAAUCCUCCUCUCCUCCAUCCGAUCUCCCACUCCGUGCCAAACGCUUCCUUCUACUUCACAGCUAAUUCUCUUUCUUCCUUUCCUCUUUCUCUUCAUAUCCUUUCCUUCUGUUCUUGUACCGUUUCUAUUCCAUUCCGUUGCAGUUACGGGUUGUAUUAUUUUUAACUUUUGGAACUGGGAAGGAAAGUUUUCCGUCUGCUAAUUUGUUGCAAUCCAAACAAUCUGCAGUCAAACUCCCCUACCCGUCCGAGCUAGUAGGACCCAUUCACACAAACCUACCAACCGCAACUAUGAUUAUCGACGUGAAGGAGUCAACGUUGGUGAAGCCGGCGGAGGAGACCCCGCGGCGAGGAUUGUGGAACGCGAACGUCGACCUUGUGGUGCCGAGAUUCCAUACCCCGAGCGUUUACUUCUAUAGACCAACAGGUGCUCUCAACUUCUUUGAUCCAAAUGUGGUGAAGGAGGGGCUUAGUAAGGCCCUGGUGCAGUUCUAUCCGAUGGCUGGACGGUUGCGGAGAGACGAGGAUGGUCGUAUUGAGAUUGAUUGCAAUGCGGAAGGCGUACUAUUUGUUGUGGCGGAAACCAGCUCGGUGAUCGAUGACUUCGGCGAUUUCGCUCCCACUUUGGAGCUCAAGAAGCUAAUUCCGUCCGUGGAUUACUCCGGCGGCAUAUCUACCUAUCCUUUAUUGGUUCUGCAGUUGACUUUCUUCAAAUGCGGCGGCGUCUCACUUGGGGUUGGCAUGCAGCACCAUGUCGCUGAUGGAUUUUCUGGUCUUCACUUCGUGAAUGCAUGGUCAGAUAUGGCUCGUGGUCUUGACAUUACCAUUCCCCCUUUCAUUGACCGCACCCUUCUCCGUGCCAGAGACCCACCUCAGCCUGCAUUCCACCACAUUGAAUACCAGCCUCCACCAGCAUUGAAAGUUUCUGCAGAAAACUUGAAACCAGAUAGCACAACAGUCUCCAUUUUCAAGUUGACUAGGGAUCAGCUCAACAUACUCAAAGCCAAGGCAAAGGAAGACGGAAACACUAUAACUUAUAGCUCCUAUGAGAUGUUGGCAGGUCAUGUAUGGAGAUCUGCUUGCAGGGCUCGUGGACUAGAAGGUGAUCAAGAAUCCAAGUUAUACAUAGCAACCGAUGGAAGGUCCAGAUUGCGCCCUCCACUUCCACCUGGUUACUUUGGCAAUGUGAUAUUUACAGCAACACCAAUUGCAGCAGCAGGUGAUAUGCAAUCAAAGCCAACUUGGUAUGCAGCAGGCAAAGUUCAUGAUGCAUUGGUUCGCAUGGACAAUGAUUACUUAAGGUCAGCACUUGAUUACCUUGAGCUUCAGCCUGAUUUAUCAGCUCUUGUUCGUGGAGCACAUACUUUUAAGUGCCCAAAUCUUGGGAUCACUAGCUGGGUUAGGCUGCCAAUUCACGAUGCAGAUUUUGGAUGGGGCAGACCCAUAUUUAUGGGGCCUGGUGGGAUUCCAUACGAGGGUCUAUCCUUCAUCUUGCCCAGCCCAACCAAUGAUGGGAGCUUAUCAGUAGCCAUUGCAUUGCAAUCUGCACACAUGAAACUGUUUGAGAAGUUCAUCUAUGAAAUUUAAGAAAUUAGGAUGCUGGUGAUAAAUCAAAGCCAAGGCACUUUCCCGUAGCACCAGAAAUUUUUUCGUUUCUUUUUAUUUCCUUUAUGGAUUUGUAUCUUCAGACCUUUGCUUACAUGGUUAAUGUGAGAAGAAUUUACACAGAAAACGUCCCUUUGAGAGGACUCAUGUUGUACAACUUUGCCCAUAUAUUGACUUUUGGGAAGGAAAAAGAAAGCGAUGUAUUCCUAAUUUAAUAAGGGUAAUGUUGUUAAAUUUUAUGAGGUUAUUUAUGAAUUAGAAAUUAUAUGCAUAAUUAUAGUUUUUGUCAAA
Manihot esculenta (cassava) is the source of this 1944-nucleotide messenger RNA. Its product is annotated as shikimate O-hydroxycinnamoyltransferase. Gene Ontology annotation, molecular function: acyltransferase activity, transferring groups other than amino-acyl groups. NCBI's taxonomy places the organism in Eukaryota, Viridiplantae, Streptophyta, Magnoliopsida, Malpighiales, Euphorbiaceae. The transcript is spliced from 2 exons. Bases 340 to 1635 code for a protein of 431 amino acids. The record is from RefSeq and is a predicted model, not a curated record.